This is a messenger RNA of Triplophysa dalaica, 10325 nucleotides long. It is a transcript of the gene celsr1a, whose product is annotated as cadherin EGF LAG seven-pass G-type receptor 1a. Gene Ontology annotation, cellular component: plasma membrane. Lineage: Eukaryota; Metazoa; Chordata; Actinopteri; Cypriniformes; Nemacheilidae. Gene Ontology annotation, molecular function: G protein-coupled receptor activity; calcium ion binding. Gene Ontology annotation, biological process: G protein-coupled receptor signaling pathway; cell surface receptor signaling pathway; homophilic cell-cell adhesion. The coding region runs from base 157 to 9291 and encodes 3044 amino acids. The record is from RefSeq and is a predicted model, not a curated record. The transcript has 36 exons.
CUUAACGCGGAUAAUGUCACUGCGCUCCAUGGAUACCACUCUGAGAAACUGUCUUUUCUGCUGUUUAAUUCUACAAUGAAGGAUAAAAGAAGGCCGAAGCGUCGGGAUAAGGAGAGUUGAUGUGUUUCUUCUGGAUGUUUUGUGGAGUUUCACACCAUGGAUCUUGUAAUGUGUUGGUUAUUACUGGUUCACCUUCUCCUAUGCGCUCCUCUCAUGGGAUGUUUUGACUUGCACCUUUCGGAGACAUUACAUUCAGGCGCCGUUUUGGCCAAUUUGUCACUGGGACCGGGUUGGACGUAUAAUAUAGACCGGACUUUAACUUCCAAAUACAUUGAGAAGUUUUUAAAAGUGGAUUGGAGAAAUGGAGCACUGACUUUAAAUGGAGAGGUGGAGUGUGCGCGCUCUCCUCAAGGCGCACAGCCUCUUUAUAUUAAAAUUAAAUCUUUAAGAACUGUAGGACUAGUUAACGCACACUUUAAUGUAUUUGUGCACGGACGGAAUUGCGUCUUCAAGUAUAAAAGGAAGAAGGACCAACCUGAUAUUACCUUGGAUUGCCUUUAUAACUUGGGAGAAACUUCCUGCUUUUCUCCAGGUAAUUUACUUUUAAGUCUUGAUGAUUAUUUACCAGUCUUUGCACGAAAUUCUGGAAUUUUCAGCUAUUCUUGUUCCUCAGCACAUUUCAAUGUCUUUGUGCGUAACGGGACUUUAUUUGUGAAGGACGCGUACUGUAUGGAAACGGAUUUCAGACCCUUUACAGAUACCAUUCAAUGUACGGUUCACCAUUCAAACGGUUCUGUCUUCUCUAUGUGCCUUAAAUUCCGAUUCACAUCAGUUCAAAAUUCGUCACUGGAGUAUUUGCAACACGCGUCAAAUCAGUGGAAGUCGAGAAUCAAGCGAGAUGUGAACUCUGCGCCCCAGUUUCAGUUACCGAACUAUCAGGUCUCCGUGCCUGAGAACGAGCCGGCGGGCACGCGCGUCAUCACCCUCAAAGCCACUGACAGCGACCCUGGAGAGGCGGGGAAAAUCGAGUACGGUAUGGAGGCACUGUUCGACAGUCGAUCCAACCUUUUUUUUCGCAUCGACCCUCAAACUGGCAGCAUUGAGACCGUCGAGCAGUUAGACAGAGAAGUGAAAGACACGCACAUCUUUAAAGUCACCGCCACCGAUAACGGCACGCCAAGACGCGCGGCCACAUCCUACCUGACCGUUACUGUUAGUGAUACCAAUGACCAUGGUCCCGUUUUUGAACAGAACGAGUACAGGGUAAGGAUACGUGAAAACCUAGAGAUUGGUUUUGAGGUUAUAACGGUGAGGGCCACUGAUGGGGAUGCACCGUCGAAUGCCAACAUGAUAUAUAAGAUUGUAAAUGGUGAAGGUGUUAAUUCUGGGUUCGAAAUUGAUGCUCGGAACGGUCUGGUGAAGAUCCGACUUCGUCCUGAUAGAGAAACCAUGGACCAGUAUCAGCUGAUAGUCGAGGCAAAUGACCAAGGAAAGGACCCUGGGCCCCGCAGUGCCACAGCCACGGUGCACAUAACAGUGGAAGACGAAAAUGACAACUAUCCUCAGUUUAGUGAGAAAAGAUAUGUAGUUCAGGUGCCAGAGAACGUAGCGGUUAACACUGAAGUGGCCAGGGUAAAAGCUACCGACCGAGAUGAGGGCAACAAUGCCAAAGUUCAUUACAGCAUAAUUAGCGGCAACGUGAAGGGGCAGUUCUUCAUCCACACCCCUACAGGAGCUAUUGAUAUCAUAAACCCUUUAGACUUCGAAAUGAUCAGAGAGUAUAAUUUACGCAUAAAAGCCCAGGAUGGAGGAAGGCCUCCUCUCAUAAAUGGCUCAGGUGUGGUGGUUGUCCAAGUGGUGGAUGUGAAUGACAAUGCCCCCAUGUUUGUGAGCACUCCUUUUCAAGCCACUGUUUUGGAGAAUGUGCCUAUUGGAUAUUCUGUGAUUCACAUUCAGGCCAUUGAUUCUGACUCUGGAGAAAAUGCACGUUUGGAUUACAGUCUCACAGACACAACUUCUGGCUUUCCUUUCACCAUUAAUAACAGCACUGGCUGGAUAACAGUCAGCGCUGAGCUGGACAGGGAAACCACUGAGUUUUACACAUUUGGAGUUGAAGCCAGAGACAAUGGAGUUCCAGUACUGUCUUCCUCAGCCAGCGUUAGCAUCACAGUCCUGGAUGUGAACGACAACAUCCCUACAUUCACUGAAAAAGUGUAUUCCCUUAAAAUCAACGAGGAUGCUGUUGUAGGGACCAGUGUAUUAUCCGUAACGGCGCGGGACCGUGAUGUAAACAGCGUGGUCACCUAUCAAAUUUCCAGUGGUAACACACGAAACAGGUUUGCCAUUACAAGUCAAAGCGGGGGUGGGCUCAUCACACUAGCACUGCCAUUGGAUUAUAAACAGGAACGUCAGUAUGUCCUGACUGUUACCGCUUCAGACGGCACACUUUUUGACACUACACAGGUGUUUAUCAAUGUAACCGACGCCAACACUCACAGACCCGUGUUUCAGAGCGCAAGCUACCAUCAGACCUUCAGUGAGGAUCGACCCAUUGGAUCAACUGUUGUGGUGAUUAGUGCAACGGAUGAGGAUACAGGCGAGAACGCACGCAUUACUUACAUCAUGGAGGACAACGUGCCACAGUUUAAGAUAGAUCCGGACACUGGUGCCAUCACUACACAGAUGGAGAUUGACUAUGAAGACCAGGCCUCCUACACAUUAGCCAUCAUUGCCCGUGACAAUGGAAUCCCACAGAAGUCUGAUACUACCUAUGUAGAAAUCAUUGUUUUGGAUGCCAAUGAUAACGCUCCACAGUUCGGGAGGGACAAAUAUCAGGGUAACGUGUAUGAAGAUGCACCAAUGCUCACCAGCGUGCUCCAGAUAUCUGCAUCAGACCGUGACGCGGGAUCUAACGGGCGGGUGAUCUACACGUUUCAAGGUGGGGACGAUGGCGAGGGAGAUUUUAUGAUAGAGCCUUAUUCAGGAAUAAUCAGAACCAAUCGGAAGCUUGACAGAGAGAACGUUCCAGUGUAUAACCUCAAGGCCCAUGCUGUAGAUAGAGGCGUUCCUCCACUCAAAGCCGCAGUGGAGAUCCAAAUUUCAGUGUCGGACAUAAAUGACAACGCUCCUGUUUUUGAGAAGGAUGAACUCUUUAUCUACAUCAAAGAGAAUAGUCCAGUGGAUUCAGUAGUGGCACGAAUCACCGCCAUGGACCCAGAUGAAGGAACAAAUGCUCAGAUAUUGUAUCAGAUUGUGGAAGGAAAUAUCCCUGAGGUCUUUGACUUGGAUAUGUUUUCUGGAGACCUAAAAGCGCUGGUGGAUUUGGACUAUGAGACCAAAAUGGAGUAUGUUAUAGUUGUACAAGCCACGUCUGCUCCUCUGGUUAGCAGAGCAACCGUCCACAUUCGUCUGAUUGAUGUCAAUGACAAUGAUCCUGUCUUGCAGAAUUUUGAGAUCAUCUUCAAUAAUUACGUUACAAAUAAAUCCAACAGCUUCCCAUCUGGGAUUAUAGGAAAGGUGCCUGCCCAUGACCCAGAUGUGUCAGAUAACCUCAAGUAUAGUUUCAUUGAAGGAAAUGAGCUGAGUUUGCUCAUUCUAAACCCGGAUACCGGAGAGCUCAAACUCAGCAAAGAUCUGGAUAACAACAGACCUCUGGAGGCCAGCAUGAAAGUUUCUGUCACAGAUGGUAUCCACAGAGUGACAGCCUCGUGUACCCUGCGUGUGACCAUCAUCACAGAUGAGAUGCUGACGAACAGCAUCACAGUCCGUCUGGAGAACAUGUCACAAGAACGCUUCCUCUCCCCGCUCCUCUCCCUCUUUGUCGAAGGCGUGGCGGCAGUCCUAUCAACCACGCGUGAGGGUGUUUUUAUCUUCAACGUCCAAAACGACACAGAUGUCACCGGGAACAUCCUCAACGUCACCUUCUCAGCUUUGCUCCCCGGAGGAGCACCCGAUCGUUUCUUCCCUUCAGAGGAGCUCCAGGAGCAAAUCUACCUUAACCGAACUCUACUGCGUCAAAUCUCCAGUCAGAGCGUCCUUCCAUUUGACGACAACAUUUGCCUGCGGGAGCCCUGUGAAAACUAUAUGAAAUGCGUCUCUGUGUUGAAGUUCGACAGCUCUCCUCCUUUCAUAGCUUCGGAUACAGUUCUCUUCCGGCCGAUCCAUCCCAUUAACGGGCUGCGCUGCCGAUGUCCGGCUGGGUUCACCGGUGAGUACUGUGAGACGGAGAUUGACCUAUGCUAUUCUGGACCAUGCCGUAACAACGGUCGCUGCCGCAGUCGAGAAGGCGGGUACUCCUGCGAGUGUCUGGAAGACUUCACUGGGGAGAACUGUGAAAUGGAUGCCCGCUCUGGCCGAUGUGUCCCCGGUGUAUGUAAGAACGGAGGGGAAUGUGUCAACCUGCUGGUGGGUGGCUUUACAUGCAACUGCCCCUCAGGAGAAUACGAGAAGCCUUUUUGCGAGAUGACAACUCGCAGCUUUCCCAGACAAUCCUUCAUCACCUUUCGGGGCCUGAGGCAGAGGUUUCACUUCACCGUCUCUUUUAUGUUUGCCACAAGAGAGAGAAACGCCCUUCUACUCUACAACGGCCGUUUUAAUGAAAAACACGACUUCAUAGCUGUAGAGAUCAUCGAGGAACAGAUUCAACUCACCUUCUCAGCAGGAGAGUCUAAAACGACUGUGGCAGCUUUUGCACUGGGUGGAGUUAGCGAUGGCCAGUGGCAUUCAGUCCAACUUCACUACUACAACAAGGACAGCCUGCACCUGCUGGACUCCAGUGGGGUGCUGCGCGUCCCUCUCUAUACGGCCUGGCUGGAGCUCACUCAUAAGGAGCCUAAGAUCAGUCAUUUGGGGUUGCCUCAAGGACCAUCGGGUGAGAAAGUGGCAGUGGUGGCCGUGGACGAGUGUGACAUCUCCAUGGCUGUGAGAUUCGGCAGUCAAAUCGGCAACUACUCCUGUGCUGCACAGGGCACCCAAACCGGACAGAAGAAGUCUUUGGAUUUAACUGGUCCCCUUCUGCUUGGUGGCGUGCCCAACCUUCCCGAGGACUUCCCCAUACGCAACCGGGACUUUGUGGGUUGCAUGAGAAACUUGACCAUCGAUAGCAAAUCCAUAGACAUGGCCAGCUACAUCGCCAACAAUGGCACCACAGAAGGCUGUCCAGCGAAAAAUAAUUUUUGCUAUGAAGGCUUGUGUAUGCACGGCGGUCAUUGUGAAAACAAGUGGAGCACCUACUUCUGUUACUGUGCUGAUGGACGAGGCGGCAAGAACUGCGAUCAGGUCAUGCCUUCACCGCAGCACUUUGAUGGUCACGCCAUGGCAUCACUGAAUGAGCUUGAUAUCACCAUUGCUGUACCUUGGUACAUCGGCCUGAUGUUCCGCACUAGACAGACCAGUGGAACCGCAACACUUAUGCAGGUUAAUGCGGGGGGCGCAUCUCAAAUCAACCUUCUGAUAAUUGAUAAGCAUGUGAGGUUUGAAGUGCAUCUGGGAGAGCAGCAGGUGGCCGAGCUUGGUUUCCCAGAGGUACGAGUGAAUGACGGAGAAUGGCACCACCUCCUAGUGGAGCUAAGGAGCAGCAAGGAAGGGAAAGACACCAAGUACCUGGCACAGGUCUUCCUAGAUUACGACAUGUUUAUGAAAUCAGCAGAGAUCGGAAACGAAUUGCCUGGACUCAAACUUAGGAGCUUGUUUGUUGGUGGACUUCAGGGACAGAGCAACAGUGUCCAGAAGGGCUUCAAGGGGUGCAUGCAGGGCGUGAGGAUGGGCGAAACAGCCACCAACACAGCUAACAUUAACAUGCAGCAGGCCCUAAAGAUCCACGUGGAGGAGGGCUGCGAUUUGUCCAACCCUUGUGAUUCAAACAUUUGCCCUGAGAAUAGUUAUUGCACGGAUGACUGGAACGCACACACCUGCACCUGUGACCCUGGUUUCUUCGGUAAAGACUGUGUGGAUGCAUGCCACCUGAACCCCUGUGAGCAUCUGUCCACUUGUGUUCGUAAGCCAAGUUCCUCUCAUGGUUAUACAUGCGAGUGCAGUCCGGACUAUUAUGGGCAGUACUGCGAAAACAAGGUGGAGAAACCGUGUCCUCGGGGUUGGUGGGGAAGCCCCAUGUGUGGCCCCUGCAACUGUGACGUCACCAAGGGCUUCAACUCUGACUGUAACAAGACCACAGGAGAAUGUCGCUGCAAGGACAACUACUAUCAACCGAAAGGCAGCGACACCUGCUUCCCUUGUGACUGCUUCCAUUUGGGUUCCAACUCCCGAACAUGCGACCCAGAGACGGGUAAUUGUCCCUGCAAGGCCGGUGUGAUUGGGCGACAGUGCAACCGCUGUGACAACCCCUUCUCUGAGGUGACCAGCACUGGCUGUGAGGUUGUGUAUGAGGGAUGCCCAAAGGCAUUUGAUGCUGGAAUCUGGUGGCCCAGAACCAACUUCGGACGCCCGGUUGCCAUGAAUUGCCCCAAGGGAACUAUUGGCACUGCCGUCAGACACUGCAGUGAUGAGAAAGGCUGGUUGCCCCCUGAACUCUUCAACUGCACCACCAUGACCUUUGCUCAACUCAAAAAAAUGAAUGAGGAGCUGCACCAUAAUGAAUCAUUGAUGGAUGGGCAGAAAUCGAACGACAUUGCUCACAUGUUACAGAAUGCCACCGAUCAAACCAGUAACUUCUAUGGUAAUGACGUUAAAACCACCUACCAGCUCAUUUCCAGGAUUCUGAGAUUUGAAAGCAAGCAACAGGGCUUUAAUCUGGCGGCCAUGCGUGACGCCAAAUUCAAUGAGAACAUUGUAAAGGCUGGCAGUGCGAUCCUGGAUGCCAGUAAUAGAGAUCAUUGGGAUCAGAUACAAAGAACAGAUGGCGGCACGGCACAACUGCUGAGAAACUUUGAGGACUACGCCAACACUGUAGCCCAAAACAUGAGGAAGACCUACCUGAAACCUUUCAUAAUUGUCACAGAGAACAUGGUUUUUGCGUUGGAUUACUUGGAUGCGACAUAUCCGGAUGAGUCAAAAAUUCCUAGUUUUCAGAGGACUGACCUGGAGUGUCCCAAAGACCUGAAGUCAUCUGUUCUCUUCCCAGAAUUCAACUUCAAAUUCUCAGAGAAUAAAGUUUCUCCUACAGAUGAUCCAGAAGCUCAGACCAAUCCUGAUGAAGAGCACAGUCAUGUUGUGAGGAAGAGGUUUGCUGAGAGUGUUCCGCCAUUUCCUGUGGCUGCAGUCAUCAUCCACAGAGCACUUGGUCACCUUUUACCAGAACGCUACGACCCUGACCGCCGCAGUCUCAGGCUGCCGAACCGUCCAGUCAUUAACACACCCAUCGUGAGCACAACUGUGUACAGUGAAGGUAAGCCGUUACACAUGCCUCUGGAACAACCAAUUACGCUGGACUACAACCUACUUGAGACAGAGGAGAGAUCCAAACCUGUGUGUGUGUUCUGGAACCACUCCUUCAAUGUCGGAGGGACAGGCGGAUGGUCAUCCAAAGGCUGUGACCUCAUCUUCAGAAACCACACCCACAUCAGCUGCCAGUGCAACCACAUGACAAGCUUUGCCGUUCUUAUGGAUAUCUCUAAGAGAGAGCAUGGUGAUGUUCUUCCUUUGAAGAUUGUCACAUACACCACAGUCUCCGCCUCUCUCCUGGCUCUUCUACUCACCUUCAUCCUACUGGCCAUUCUGCAUAAACUAAGAUCAAAUCUCCUCAGCAUCCACAAGAACCUGGUGGCCGCCUUGUUCUUUUCUGAGCUUGUCUUCCUCAUCGGAAUCAACCAGACGGAAAACCCGUUUGUGUGUACGGUAAUAGCCAUACUACUGCACUACUUCUACAUGUGCACAUUUGCCUGGACAUUUGUGGAGGGUUUGCACAUAUACCGUAUGCUCACUGAGGUCAGGAACAUCAACCACGGUCACAUGCGCUUCUACUACGCAAUAGGCUGGGGGAUUCCUGCCAUUAUUACAGGUCUGGCCGUGGGACUGGAUCCUCAGGGUUACGGGAACCCCGAUUUCUGUUGGCUGUCUGUCCACGACACCAUUAUUUGGAGCUUCGCUGGACCCAUCGCUGUAGUUGUGCUGGUUAACAUUGUUAUCUUUGUGCUGGCUGCAAAGGCGUCGUGUGGCCGCAGACAGCGUUCUUAUGAGAAGUCUGGAGUUAUUCCUGCACUUCGAAUGGCCUUCCUGCUGCUGUUGCUCAUUAGCGCCACCUGGCUGCUGGGUUUAAUAGCUGUUAACAAUGAUCUUAUGUUGUUCCACUACCUGUUUGCUAUCUUCAGCUGUCUGCAGGGUAUAUUCUUCUUCUUCUUCUACAUUGUGUUUAGUAAAGAAGUGAGAAAGAAUCUAAAGAACGUUUUCACCGGGAAGAAACCAUUACCGGAUGAGUCCAAUACUACACGCACCACCCUGCUCACGCGUACGCUGAACUGUAAUAACACAUACGAGGAUGGGGUGCUGUUCCGUUCGGCCAUCGGCGAGUCCACUGCAUCGCUAGAGAGCACAGUCAGGUCAGCCAAGAGCCAUAGCAGCUACAUUGCUUACAUGCAGAGAGAUGAAUUAGGUCAGAAGGCUGGUGUUUCUUCUGGAAAUGCUAAAGCCGGACACACUGACAUGGAUGGCUCGCUCUUCCAUAACGGAACUAAAGCAGAUGACUCUGAUUCAGACAGUGAGCUAUCCGUGGACGAACACAGCAGCUCGUACGCAUCCUCUCAUUCGUCUGACAGUGAAGAUGAAGAUAUUGAAAUGAAACCAAAAUGGAAUAAUGAGAGACAGCCACUACACAGCACUCCAAAAGUGGACACUGUAUCCAAUCACGUGAAGCCUUACUGGCCAUCUGAAGCCGUGACAGCCAGUGACAGUGAAGAUCCAGGAGGGGCAGAGAAACUAAGGGUGGAAACUAAAGUCAACGUGGAACUCCAUCAGGAGAAUAAACUCAAUCACAUUGGAGAGACGGCCCAGGAUAAAGAACACCAAACAUCAUCAAUACAACCCAACAGCAACCAUCAGCCUGAACAGAGAAAGGGUAUUCUGAAGAACAAGAUCAGAUAUCCUCCCCCACUUACAGACAAAAACAUGAAAAACAAACUGAGAGAGAAGCUGUCAGACUACAAUCCCCCCACCAUAUCCUCCAGAGCGCCCUCUAUAACCUCUAAUGAUGGGGGCAACAACAUCCUGAUCAAACCCCCUCAUCGGCCACCUGUCCCUCCAAGAGAGAAUCAGAACGGCAUGGCCAUGAAUUUGAGAUCAGGGACUGUCAAUGGCGGCAACCAGUCAGACUCUGAAGGCAGUAACGAAACAUCAAUCUGACCCAGCAGGAACCCUGAGGAACUUUUGCCCUCAUGAGGGGAGAAUUUGAGUCCCUGGCAGCGAGAGAGACGCAAAACAAAGAAGGUUCACGUGGAGGACCUCCCGAUAGGCACAUAUCGCUCUCCAGCGUGUGCCUGGGAUCCAUGCCCUGUUGGAGGACAGUAUUACUACAGAUGUCUGCCUUAAAUUUAAGAAAAGAUAAAGGGAAUGUAUGUAUGUAAAUACAAAAGAGGGGUAAGCAAGAAUAGAUGGAAAAUGUGCCAAACCACUUGAUGUGGUACUACCCUCAGAAUGGCGAUCGAAUAGUGCUUAUUCUGAGUGAUAGGUGGAUUUGAAGAGACACAUAUGAAUUAAAAUGUGAUUUUUAGGUUUUACCACUAGUGCUUUCUUCAAGUGCUCUCAUGCACAAAAUCACACAAGGCUGGAACUGUGUAGACGCAUUUUCUGUUUAGGAAAUGGAAAUCACGGAAGGCUGUUAUUGUCACUAAGUGCCCUGGUCACACCGUCCGAAUGGUCUUUGAAUACCUUCCUCAUGUAAUUAUUUUGUAGAUAUAUUUUUUUAAAUUGUAAUAUUUUGUAUGUGAAUUUUAAGACACUUUGUAUAUUGAAAUGAGCAAUUUUAAUGACGUUUAUUUCGAGACCUUUUUUCUGAUGUGAUUGCAUCCAAAUCGUUUUGUAUUUGAUUUGUAUUGUUUGGUCGCUAUGGUGCUGCAGUCCCCAAUACACUUAUUUUAAAGACUAAAUACCCAUUAAAAACAAGACAACACUGCAGAACUUCAUCAGUUUGUCUGGUUGGUGGUGAUUGUAACAAUAAUGUUUGAACUGUGAAGACCUGUGGUGGCCCUUAUACUCAAAUUUUAAAAGGAAUCUGGAUUAUUUUGUAAUUAUGACAGUCUAUGAUACGUAUUCCAAAGAAGCAGAUGUUAUAGUUUCCCACAAGAAAAACACUGGAUUUUGAAAUGUAAAGCUGUAUUUAUUUUUAUGUUUUGAGACACUGGAAAAAAUUAAGUUGUAAAAAUAAAAGGUCAAUGAAU